UCCUCUCUGGCUCCUGCUGCAGCUGGUGCCUUUGCCCUCUCCUGCUUGGCUGGUGAAGAUGGUGAAGCCAGAUAUCCACACUCUGGCCCAUCACCUCAAACAGGAACGGCUCUACGUGAACUCGGAGAAGCAGCUUCUUCAGCGGCUCAACGCGGAGGUGCUGAAAACAGCGGAGAAGCUGUACAGCUCGGCAUGGAUCACCAAGCAGCAGAGGAUCAACCUAGACAGGCUGAUCCUGACAAGCGCUGAGGCUUCCCCGGCAGAGUGCUGCCAUCAUGCCAGAAUCCUGGAGGACACGCAGUUCGUGGACGGCUACAAGACGCUGGGCUUCCAGGAGACCAUCUACGGGGAGUUCCUAAACUAUCUGAGGGAGAACCCCAGGCUGGUGGCCUCUUGCCUGGUGGCGGGCGAGAAGCUGAACCAGGAGCACGAGCAGGGGGUCAUUCACACCGUCUUCAUCUCGCUGUACGGGAACUGCAUCAUGCAGGAGGACGAGAGCUACCUGCUGCAGCUGCUGCGCUACCUCAUCGAGUUCGAACUCAAGGAAAGCGACAACCCCCGGAGGUUGCUGCGCCGGGAGACCUGCGCCUUCAGCAUCCUCUUCAAGCUCUUCUCCGAGGGCCUGUACUCUGCCAAGCUCUUCCUGACUGCCACGCUCCACGAGCCCAUCAUGCAGCUCCUGGUGGAGGACGAGGACCACCUGGAGACCGACCCCAGCAAGGUGACGGAGCGCUUCACCCCGGCCCAGCAGGAGAAGCUGUUUGGGGAGAAGGGCUCCGAUGGAUACAGGCGCAAGGUCCUGGAGAUGGUGGAGUCCAACGAGGCCAAGCUGGUGACCCUGGUCAACAAGUUCAUCGGCUACCUGAAGCAGAACACCUACUGCUUCCCCCACAGCCUGCGGUGGAUCAUCACGCAGAUGUACAAGACCCUGUCGUGUGUGGAGAGGCUGGAGGUGGGGGAGGUGCGGGCCAUGUGCACAGAUCUCCUCCUGGCCUGCUUCAUCUGCCCAGCUAUCGUCAACCCCGAGCAGUACGGCAUCAUCUCCGACGCCCCCAUCAACGAAGUGGCCAGGUUUAACCUCAUGCAGGUUGGUCGACUGUUGCAGCAGUUAGCCAUGGCAGGCGCUGGCGAGGGAGAUCCUCGAGGGAAGAGCAGCCUUUCAAAGUUCGACAAAGUCUGUGUUGCUACUUUUCUGGAUGUUGUGAUUGGUGGGCGUGCUGUGGAGACCCCUCCCAUGUCCUCUCUUAACCUCUUGGAGGGCCUGAGUAGGACCGUGGUGUACAUGACGCAGAGUCAGCUGAUAGCACUGGUGGACUUUGUGAGGAACGUCAUGUCAGGAGACCAGCUGCGCGAUGAAGACAGGAUGACUCUGGAGACCUUGCUGGCCAGCGUACCGCAGUCCAGGGCAGGCAAAAGCAACAGUCUUGAACUGACACCUGCCAGCACACCCCAGCUCUCUCCCGCCACCACUCCUGCCAACAAGAAAAACAGAAUGCCAACAGCAGCCUCACGCGGUCGUAGCCGCUCCAACAACGCCCUGGACCAGUCGAGCGACCCGGAGGCAGGCUCCCAGGAGUCUGUGCAGGAGGUCCUUCCCGAGGAGGUGCUGGUGAUCUCGCUCGGUAACGCCCCACAGAUCACCCCCGGGAUGAUGUCUGAAAACGAGGUGCUGAACAUGCAAAUGGCUGAUGGAGGUCAGGGGGAGGUCCCAGUAGACGACGCCAAGCUGCAUGGCAAACCUGACAAAACCCUGCGCUUCUCACUGUGCAGUGACAACCUGGAAGGAAUUUCGGAAGGUCCCUCCAAUCGCUCCAACUCUGUGUCCUCCUUGGAUCUGGAAGGAGAGUCGGUGUCUGAGCUGGGGGCUGGGCCUUCGGGGAGCAAUGGGGUGGAGGCCUUGCAGCUACUGGAACAUGAGCAAGCCACGACGCAGGAUAACCUUGAUGAUAAGCUGAGGAAGUUUGAAAUCCGGGAUAUGAUGGGACUGACGGAUGACCGGGACAUUUCGGAAACCGUCAGCGAAACCUGGAGCACCGACGUCCUGGGCAGCGACUUCGAUCCCAACGUUGACGAGGACAGGCUCCAGGAAAUCGCCGGUGCCGCUGCAGAGAGCAUGCUGGGCAGCCUGCUGUGUCUGCCAGGCUCCGGCUCAGUGCUGCUAGACCCCUUCACCGGAUCCACUAUCUCCGAGACAACCAGCGAGGCCUGGAGCGUGGAGGUCCUGCCCAGCGACUCCGAGGCUCAAGACCUGAAGCAGGAGGAGAGGCUGCAGGAGCUGGAGAGCUGCUCUGGGCUGGGCAGCACCUCCGAUGACACAGACGUGCGCGAGGUCAGCUCUCGACCCAGCACACCCGGCCUCAGCGUGGUCUCAGGUAUAAGUGCAGCCUCCGAGGACAUCCCCAGUAAGAUUGAGGACCUUCGAUCGGAGUGCAGUUCUGAUUUUGGAGGGAAGGACUCCGUGACUAGUCCCGACGCAGAAGAGUCUGGGCAUGGAGCCCAGCAUUUGACAUCUCCGCCUUCCCAAGCCGAAUCCUUGCUUGCCAUGUUUGACCCCCUCGCCUCUGGAGAAGCUCCGACGGUGGUCAGACCGAAGGGGCACUACGCACGACCACCACACCCUCCCCCGGACCCCCCGAUCCCAGAGGCGUGUGCCAUGGGCCAGGAGCCCAGGCUGCCCGUGUUCAUGCCGCAUGGGCUGUGCCAGGCAGAGCAGCGGCACUCGUAUCCAGAUAGGCUGGUGAGGAGCAGGAGCUCGGACAUCGUGACGGCCUCGAGGAGGCCCACCAGUGACCCCAGCUGGAACAGGAGGCUCGGCACCGAGGAGAGAGAUGUGACGGUAGGAGCCCCUGGCAGUUUCCCUGUGGGGCCCUCAUCCUCUCCCAGUAAGGAUUCUCUGAAAGGAGAGACCGAGGAGAGGAAAGACAGCGAUGAUGAGAAGUCAGACAGGAACAAACCCUGGUGGAAAAAGCGCUUUGUCUCUGCAAUCCCUAAAGUGCUGUAUUGGACUGCUGAAGCACAUGACACAGCCCCCAUCGGUUUCAGGAAGAAGGACAAGCUGGAAAAGGACAGGGAUGAACAGGGAUCGGAAAGGUUUCCGCCCGUAGACGAGCCCGCGCCCCGGUUGAGUGCCCAGGCUCAGGCAGCGGAGGACAUCCUGGAUAAAUACAGGAACGCCAUCAAGCGAGGGAGCCCCAGCGAGGGAGCCUCCUCCACGCCUUAUGAGGGGCCAGAGGGACUCGGAGAAGGAGAAAGCGUCCACGGCUCUCCACGGGACGAAGCUCUUCAGAAUAUCUCCACUGAUGAUUUACCCGACUCUGCCAGCCAGACAGCCCAGCCGCAGGAUUCCAAUUUCUCAUUCAGUGAUGCCAAGAAGAAGCUGAGGAUGGCGCUGUGCUCGGCAGAUUCUGUUGUCUUCCCGAUUCUGACUCCCGCUACAACUAGAAAUGGUUUGCCAGACCAUAUGGACCCUGAAGACAAUGAGAUCGUCUGCUUCCUGAAAGUCCAGCUGGCUGAAGCCAUCAACCUUCAGGACAAGAACCUGAUGUCCCAAAUUCAGGAGACGAUGCGAUGCGUGGCUCGGUUCGACAGCCGGACCUGUCGAAAACUCCUGGCUGCCAUAGCUGAGGAUUACAGGAAACGCGCUCCCUACAUCGCCUACCUGAUCCGGUGUCGCCAGGGCCUGCAGACCUCGCAGGCUCACCUGGAGCGGCUGCUGCAGAGGGUGCUGAGAGACAAAGAGGUGGCCAACAGAUACUUCACCACCGUCUGUGUGCGGCUGCUUCUGGAGUGCAUGGAACCCAGAAUGCAGGAGUUCAUUAAAGCUUUUCAGGGUUUUACUGCCUCGGAUGAAAAAACAGACUGGGUUGAGGACUUCCUGCGCUAUUUAUACGGGGCCAUGGCAAACGACACGAUCUGGCAGAACGCCAGUGAAGAUCAGCUGCAGGACGCUCAGAUGGCGAUCGAGCGAAGCGUCAUGAACCGCAUCUUCAAGUUCGCCUUCUACCCCAACCAGGACGGAGAUAUCUUAAGAGACCAACUCUUGCAAGAACAUAUGCAACGCCUUUCAAAAGUGGUGACGGCCAAUCACAAGGCACUCCAGAUACCGGAGGUCUACCUGAAAGAGGCUCCCUGGCCGUCUGCACAGGCAGAAAUCCGGACGAUCAGCGCUUACAAGACCCCGCGGGACAAGGUCCAGUGCAUCCUGAGGAUGUGCUCCACCAUCAUGAAUCUGCUGAGCCUGGCUAACGAGGACUCUGUCCCUGGGGCUGACGACUUUGUCCCUGUCCUGGUGUUUGUUCUGAUUAAGGCCAACCCCCCCUGCCUGCUGUCCACCAUUCAGUACAUCAAUAAUUUCUAUGCCAGCCGGUUGGGUGGAGAGGAGUCCUAUUGGUGGAUGCAGUUCACAGCAGCAGUGGAAUUCAUUAAAACCAUAGACGAUCGCAAGUGAUGCAGAACGCCAGCUGCAGUAGCAGCCUGCUCUGGAGGAAGCAGGCAACGCUCUCACCAACUGCUGAAAAAACAACAACAGAACACCACGUCAUUUCUCACUUGUAUAUUUUGUACAUAGAGUAGAGGCAUUUUAAAAUAAUUAACAGUGGUAAUAAUAAUAAUAAUAAUAAUAAUAAUAAUAAUAAU
Messenger RNA from Polyodon spathula (Mississippi paddlefish), 4635 nucleotides. It is a transcript of the gene gapvd1, whose product is annotated as GTPase activating protein and VPS9 domains 1. Gene Ontology annotation, cellular component: endocytic vesicle; cytosol. The coding region runs from base 59 to 4447 and encodes 1462 amino acids. The transcript is spliced from 26 exons. Gene Ontology annotation, molecular function: small GTPase binding; guanyl-nucleotide exchange factor activity. The record is from RefSeq and is a predicted model, not a curated record. NCBI's taxonomy places the organism in Eukaryota, Metazoa, Chordata, Actinopteri, Acipenseriformes, Polyodontidae. Gene Ontology annotation, biological process: regulation of GTPase activity; vesicle-mediated transport.